Molecule: messenger RNA, 1284 nt
Organism: Microthlaspi erraticum
Lineage: Eukaryota; Viridiplantae; Streptophyta; Magnoliopsida; Brassicales; Brassicaceae
Source: the annotation of a GenBank genome assembly
AUGACGAAAUUCAGAGAACUUCCAGGGGAUUUGGUAGAGGAGAUACUCUGUCGCGUUCCGGCCACAUCUGUGAAGCGGAUGAGGGUGUGUCCGAUGAGCGUGAAUCUUGACGGACAUCCUCCAUCCGUAGAGGUUAAAGCUGAGCUUAGCCUACUCGAUCCGCGUUCUAGAAACUCAGCCUUCCAAUUAGAUGUAGCUCAAGUGUUUCAUUGCGACGGCUUGUUGCUAUGCACCUCCAAGAAACCAGAACCUAGAUUCGUGGUUUGGAACCCGUUUACUGGUCAAACCAGGUGGAUCGAACCCGGUGGCAAGAUAUGCAUCGAGUUUGCUCUGGGAUACUAUCAAGACAAGAGAUCCAAUACUAGGAGCUACAAAGUAUUGAGCUUCUAUAAUGGUAUUAAUGACCUAGAUUCGGAAAUAUACGAUUUUGACACUGAUUCUUGGAGGAUUCUUGAUGGUGAUAGCGUUAGACGACGGGCUUGUAGAUGCGAGGAUCAGAUGGUGUCUUUCCAGGGAAACACUUACUGCCUUGCUUGGGAUACCGAAAAACCGGAGCUCGGCGUAUCCGUGCUCACGUUUGAUUAUUCAACUGACAAGUUUGGUCGUGUGCCUCUUCCAUAUCAGUCUUAUUACAGUUAUGCGUGUCUCUCAGUUGUUAGAGAAGAGAAACUUUCUGUGUUAUUGCAACACCAGAGUACAACAAAGGCUGAGAUAUGGGUGACAAAUAAAAUUGGCGAGAGUGAGAGUGAGACCAACAUAGGGGUGUCGUGGAGCAAGGUCUUAGCAUUUGAUUUGAGCCUUCAUCUUGACUACUCGAGUUUUUUGUUCGAUGAGGGGAAGAAAUUCGUCACGUUUUAUGACAGAUGGCACGACUUCAAUGACGAGACAAACAACAAAGACAUGGUAUACAUUGUUGGGGAGGAUAACAUAGUCACAGAAUUGGAAUUUGGAGCGGAUGGGUUCGAUGAUUGCUGGCCAGUUAUUCUUACUUAUUUCCCAAGUUUGGCUCAAGUCGAGCGAGCUCGAGGCAAGAAAAGAAAAAGACUGGAAAGGAUGGAGGAUUUGAUCGAGGGAAAACCUACUCUUGAAUCCACAGAUACCAUCAAGAACGAACUAAAAAGUCUACGCAGAGAAGAGGAAGCCAUACAUGGCAUAGCACAGAGCAUCCCUUUCAUUAUGUCUGAGCUGGAAAAAGCCAAAUCAGAACUACACUCGCUUCUAGAGGCUCAAUUAGGUAUAUCUAAUCGAAACAACUUGAGAGCUUUGCUAGAGCGCUACAUGUGA